This is a messenger RNA of Melozone crissalis (California towhee), 1325 nucleotides long. It is a transcript of the gene TACSTD2, whose product is annotated as tumor associated calcium signal transducer 2. Gene Ontology annotation, cellular component: membrane. The record is from RefSeq and is a predicted model, not a curated record. The transcript has a single exon. Lineage: Eukaryota; Metazoa; Chordata; Aves; Passeriformes; Passerellidae. Bases 332 to 1261 code for a protein of 309 amino acids.
UGUCUUUAAUCCAUAACGGGAGCCCACGGCAGGAGCUUGGCUGCUGUCUCUUUUCUUCCCUGUUGUUUCUUCAUCAAGCAGGAGCGAGGGAGGCAGCUGGAGGCAGGUGCCACUCCCUGAGAGCUAACAGGGAGCUGAGAAGCUGUUGACUGGGAUUUGGGAAGGAGAUGGCAGUUGUUUUGGAAGAAGAACCUGUUUGGUGGGUCUGAUUUGAAUCAAUAAAGGGAGCAGCACGCCAGUGUGUAGGAAUGAGCAGCCUCCAUCAGUGGAUUAAAGCUUUGGAUGCUGCCUGCUGUCGCUCAGGACUGUAUCUGUGCUUUUCUCCUGCACUAUGGAGCCUCUCUUUGGGGUUGUGCUGGGCUUGAUGCUGGCAGUCGCUUCACCAGCCCACGACAGCUGUACCUGUGCGACCAACAAGUGGGCAGUGUGUGCCCAGGACGGCCCAGGGAACUGCACCUGCAGGCUGGCAGGUUCACAUCACCCCGUAGACUGCUCGACCCUGACUUCCAAAUGCUUUCUGAUGAAGGCAGAAAUGAUCCCCCUGAAGGAGAAGCGCCUCUGGAGACCUCCCCAGGCGGUGUCCGACAGCGACGGCAUGUACGACCCCGAGUGCGAGGACAGCGGCGUGUUCAAGGCCCGGCAGUGCAACCAGUCCGGCAGCUGCUGGUGCGUGAACACGGCGGGCGUGCGCAGGAGCGACAGGGGAGGCAGCGGCCUGAGCUGCGGCGAGCUGGUGCGCACCAGGUGGAUCUACAUCGAGCUGACGCACAGGAGGAGCCCCGGCGCCUUCGCCGUUCCCGCCGUGGCCGAGGCCCUGACGCGGCUCUUUGAGAGCAGGUACAAGCUGCGCCCCAAGUACAUCGCUGCCAUCAAGUACGAGCCCCCCCUCAUCCAAAUCCGCCUGGAGCAGAACAAGAAGCCCAGCUGGGAUGUAGAUAUCGCUGACGUGGCCUAUUACUUUGAAAAAGACGUGAACAAUGACUCCGUGUUUCCAUCCGACAGCAAAUUAACUGUCUCGGUCAAUGGAGACGCUCUGGCCAUUGAGAAGCUCGGGAUUUACUACGUGGAUGAAAAGCCCCCAGAGUUCUCCAUGAGGCAGCUGGCAGCUGGCAUUGGUGCCGUGGUCACCGUGGUGCUCCUCACUGCUGGCAUCGGCAUCGCCGCGCUGCUCGUCCUCAGGUGGCUGCGCACAAGGACAUAUAAAAAAUUCGAGUGUAAAGAAAUGAGGGAAAUUAAAGCCCCAAGCUUAGAGCUGCCCUGAGCUGAAAGAAGAAUGGCAACUACAGGAAGAAAAGGAAAAAAAAAAAAGGCACAAAAUACAAAGA